Molecule: messenger RNA, 1302 nt
Organism: Nezara viridula (southern green stink bug)
Lineage: Eukaryota; Metazoa; Arthropoda; Insecta; Hemiptera; Pentatomidae
Source: the annotation of a GenBank genome assembly
AUGAGCUCUGGGACCUUCCAGCACCUCCAAGAUCUGAGGAUACUCACCCUGAGGGGCAAUAAGAUUCACCAGCUAUCUCCUCGACUCUUCGUCAAGCUCACUAAACUGAACACGUUGGAUCUAAGUGACAACAAUCUACAGAACUUGGUCCCAGAAGUAUUCAAGGAUGUCCAGGAACUCAGAACAUUUUCCUGCAGACGGUGUAAUCUGCGGAAUAUGAACCCUCACAUCUAUAGCCUUCUGUCCAACCUAGCUAACCUGGAUCUCGGUGAGAAUCAGUUCAAGUACCUUGACAAGGAGGAAUUCAGGGACUUGAAGAAGCUAACUUCGCUGAGAUUGGACGGUAACCACUUUCCGGUGGUACUCGAAGGAACAUUCGCAUUUCAAGGUCGACUUCAGCACCUGAAUCUUGGUCAAAGCCAGAUUGCUAAAGUUACCAACCACGCCUUUGACAACCUGACCGCCUUAAUCGUGCUCGAUCUCAGUUACAAUAAGCUUGACCGCCUUGAGCCCAUUACCUUCCAGCCACUAGCGUCAAAUCUCAGGUCACUCUCUGUGUCUGGUAAUAACAUUAGGGUGGAGGAGUUUAUCUUUAUACUCCAGGUUACGACAAAACUAAGGUACCUAGCAUUGGCUGAUCUGGAGGUCAAAGAAGGACUACCACUAGGCCUGCUGGCCCAUGUGGAGUCACUUAAGAAUCUGAACUUGUCAGGCAACGGCUUGACAAGAUUUCAAUACCAACUGUUAUCGGUAGUACCCAAGCUUUCGUUACUGGAUCUGUCAAGGAAUAGGCUCCAUUCUUUGGACGAGGGAUCCGUAGCACGGAUGGAAUCUAUCCCAACCGUACACCUUUACGACAACCCUUGGGCGUGUGAUCUCUGCCACAUCAUGCCCAUGCUCACUUCCAAUGCCAGCUGGAUGACAUCUGUAAUCUGCGCCAUCCCAAAUCAUCUUCGGGGCCGUUCAUUGGACAGCUUGAAAUCAGAAGAGCUGAGCCUCUGCAGCAGCGGCCUGGACUACAAGGAGGAAGGCUUCGUCGGACUAGCACUCACCCACAGGACACGUCUAGGACUGAUAGCCGCAGGUUCUGCCGUAGCGAUCCUCGUCAUUACAAUGGCUGCAGUCAUCGCAGGACUGCUGUACAACAGGAAUCAGACAACUUUCUUCUACAACAGUGAGCAGAAGUCGAAAGAAAAUCAGGAAAUGUGUAACAGCUUCGCCGCCGAAAAGAAGUUGUCGAUCGCAACCAUCGAUGAGAUCACCAAAGAACCCGAAGUUGAAGACCAAACAAAAGUUUCCUGA